This is a messenger RNA of Cavia porcellus (domestic guinea pig), 4502 nucleotides long. Its product is annotated as general transcription factor II-I repeat domain-containing protein 2B. Gene Ontology annotation, cellular component: nucleus. The transcript has 15 exons. The record is from RefSeq and is a predicted model, not a curated record. The coding region runs from base 1431 to 4310 and encodes 959 amino acids. NCBI's taxonomy places the organism in Eukaryota, Metazoa, Chordata, Mammalia, Rodentia, Caviidae.
UCCAUGGUGGUUAUACUGGUUUAUAUUCCUCCCAGGAAUAUAGAAAAAAAAAUGUAGAAGAGUUCCUUUCUCUCUACCACCUCAAUAGCAGGAUGUUUGUUUUGCUUUGUUUUUGCUUUUGAAUUCUUGAUGAUAGCUCUUCUUUUUAGAGUAAGAUGGAAUCUCAGUGUUGUUUUGAUUUAUAUCCCCCUUUUUCUUUAUUUUGAGACAGGGUCUCCUAAGUCACUAAGUUGCCCAUUUGGAUUCCUCCUGCCUCAGCCUCUCAGAGUGCUGGGAUUUCAGGCGGCAAAACUAAAGUUGUUUUGUUUUUUGUUGUUGCUUUUGCAGUGCUAGGCUUGAAGUGAGGGCCUCAAACCUGCAUGGCAAGAGUGCACCCCAGAGCUGCAGUGCCAACACCACAGUCCUCUUAGGGCCCCUAGUAAUAUGAGUGGCAGAAAAUGGUGUUAGUCUGCGUGUAAGUGCUCAGAGGCGCAGUUUGUGUGUUUCAGAGGCAGCCUUAGGCGGCACCUUUCCACUCAGGAUUAGCAAGGGCCAUAGAGGUACGCCAUGUGGUGUCUCCUUUAACAGAACUUUGGUUGACCCGCAAACUUGGACUAAGUGGAAGUUAUUUGUAUAUCAUUGGCAUUUUCUACUGUGCUGCUGUCAGAGGGGCAGAUGAAGCCCUUAAGUGGCCUCAGUUGCUCAGGGACCACCUGGUGUGUAGGGCUCCCAACAUCACAGGCUGAUUCAUGGGCAGAGCAGUGCCCAGCGCAAAGUGCUCAGUGACCCCAGGGCGUGGCCACACAGCAGUGCCUGUGCCAUCAGCUUACGGUCCUUGGGCUGGAGCACAAGCAACCGGCAUCCGCACAGUACCCAGCGCAUGUGGGGAUCUCAGAGGCAACAAGUGUCACUGUCACGACUGGACAAGAACUCUUAAGAGCAAACCUUUUGGUACCAACCCUGGAGGGGCUAACAGCGCAGCGCAGGGGUUCAGUAUGAGCUCAGUGUGCUUACAUCCCUGGUGCCCCAAUACUCCAAACAGAAAUCUAGGAGAAAAACUAUCCCUUCCGACCAGGACAGAUCCUCUGGGCUCAGAGACAGCUCCAAGCUGGCUGGCUGUACUGUCAGGGGUGGCUCAAACUCUGGUCCUCUGAGGGUUUGUGUACUGGAAGCAUGGGGUGGUAAGGCCCAGGGGAAGUGGGGAGCACCUUGGAGCAACGCCCACAGAAGGGACUGAUGUUCUCUCAGGUACAGUGGGUCCCCCCGCAGAGCAGCAGGUUUCGGGGAGGCUGGUGCACCCAGCCUCCUGUCUUCCGUUGCUGCUGUUUGAGACAGGUCAUGCUGUAUAGUGUGUGCUUGUAGUGGACUGCCUGCACAGCUGUCCCUGAAGAAAGAACAAUUAUCUCCAUGUUGGCUAAGCCUGGCCCUGUGGACAUGUCAGUACAUGAACUAUGGCGCAAGUCGCACUGCCUGUGCCACCUGGGGAAGACGCUGAGUCCUCAGAGAGCAGGAUGGUGGUGACCUUCCUCAUGUCUGCCCUCGAGUCCAUGUGCAAAGAACUGGCCAAGUCCAAGGCCGAGGUGGCCUGCAUCGCUGUAUAUGAGGCAGACGUGUUUGUGGUGGGCACUGAGCGAGGCCGUGCCUUCGUCAGCGCCCGAACAGAUCUGCAGAAAGACUUUGCACAAUACUGUGCCACAGAAGGGCUGGGUGAGGAGAAGUUUCCAUGCCCGGCCGGUGGGAUGCAGGUCGGCUCGGGGGAGGUGGAGACCCUCAGGAAGGCAGUAGAAGACUACUUUGGCCUGUGCUAUGGCAAAGCACUGGGGAUGACAACCAUGGUGCCCGUCCCCUACGAGCAGAUGCUGCGGGACCCGGCAGCUGUGGUGGUGCGGGGACUUCCAGAGGGUGCGCCUUUGCAGCACCCUGACAAUUACGAUUUGCCGACUCUGCAGUGGGUGCUGGAGCACAAAGCAGGGAUUUCCUUCGUCAUAAACAGGCCUUUCCUGGGUGCAGACAACCAGCUAGGUGGCCAUGGGACAGUGACAGAUGCUGAGAGGUCCAUGCCAUUACCAAAGGAAAGCUAUGUCCCCAUCUCUGUGAAAACGGAACCCCUGGAGGAGCCAGGUAUCUCCCUGAAGGCAGAAGCUGUGACCGUGAAGAAAGAAGCCGAAGACCCUAAUUACUAUCAAUAUAGCAUGCCAGAGUCCACUCAGCCGGUCUCUUCAGAAACCAAUGAAGACUCUGAAGGCGAUGUGAAAAUCAAAAGAAACACAAAUCCAUCCAGCAUCACAGCUUCUGCAUCGGGUGUUGAAGAGCUUAACAUCGUGCAGGUGUCGGUUCCAGAUAAUGAGAAGGAAAGAUUAUCAAGCAUUGAAAAGAUUAAACAGCUACGAGAACAAGUUAAUGACCUCUUCAGUAGAAAAUUUGGUGAGGCAAUUGGUGUGGACUUCCCUGUGAAAGUGCCCUACAGGAAGAUCACCUUCAACCCGGGCUGCGUGGUCAUCGACGGGAUGCCCCCCGGCGUGGUGUUCAAGGCGCCUGGGUACCUGGAGAUCAGCUCCAUGCGGAGGAUCCUGGAUGCUGCUGAGUUUAUCAAGUUCACUGUCAUCAGACCACUUCCGGGGCUCGAGCUCAGUAACGGUGUGAGCCACCAUGCCUCGCUUGCUGUUGCUUUUCUAACAGUAACGCUGAGACCAAAGGGAAAUCGCUCAUGUUUCCUGUCUCUACCCAAAGUGGGCAAACGCAAGAUUGACCAAGAGGGUCGCAUGUUUCAAGAGAAGUGGGAGCGCGCGUAUUUCUUCGUGGAGGUGCAGAGCAUCCCCACGUGUCUCAUAUGCAAGCAGAGCAUGUCAGUGUCCAAGGAGUACAACCUACGGCGCCACUACCAGACCAACCACAGCAAGCACUACGACCGAUACACGGAGCAGGCAAGAGACGCCAAGCUGGAGGAGCUCAAGAGCGGGCUCCAGAAGUAUCUCCUGGGCUCAUCAGAUGUGCUGUAUCCCGAGCCCAAACUCCUCCCCAGUGUGAAUCCGCCUGAGAGCAUCAUGGUGCAGCCCAUAGAAGAUGUGGCUGGGAACCCAUGGGAGAAGCUGCGUGAGAAAAUCAAAUUGUUUGUGGCCUACUCAAUCGCCAUCGAUGAGAUCACAGACAUAAACAACACCAUGCAGCUGGCCAUCUUCAUCCGGGGUGUCGAUGAGAACUUUGAUAUGUCCGAAGAGCUCCUCGACACGGUGCCCAUGACAGGCACAAAAUCUGCCCAUGAGAUCUUCUCACGCGUGGAGAAGAGUCUUAAGAAAUUUAACAUCGACUGGUCCAAGCUGGUGAGCGUUGCAUCCACUGGUACUCCGGCCAUGGUGGAUGCCAGUCACGGAUUGGUCACCAAGCUCAAGGCCAAGGUAGCCAUGCUCUGCAAGGGCUCAGACCUGAUGUCCGUUUGCUGCAUCAUCCACCCCGAGUCCCUGUGUGCACAGAGGCUGAAGAUGGACCACGUAAUGGACGUGGUGGUGAGCUCUGUGAACUGGGUCUGCUCCCGGGGCUUGAACCACAGUGAAUUCACCACGCUGCUCUACGAGCUUGACAGCCAGUAUGGCAGCCUGUUGUAUCACACUGGGAUCAAGUGGCUCAGCCGCGGGCUGGUGCUAAAGAGGUUCUUUGAGUCCUUGGAGGAAAUCGACAACUUCCUGUCUUCUCGGGGGAAACCUGUGCCUCAGUUGAGCUCCCAGGACUGGAUCAGGGACUUGGCCUUCCUGGUGGAUAUGACCACGCAUCUCAACACACUGAACAUGUCCUUGCAAGGACACUCCCAGAUGGUGACGCAGAUGUACGACCUGAUUCGGGCAUUUGUGGCCAAACUAUGCCUCUGGGAGACGCACUUGGCCAGGAAUAACCUGGCCCACUUUCCCACGCUGAAAUCAGUUUCCAGGAAUGAAAGUGAUGGGCUGAACUACAUCCCGAGGGUCGCAGAGCUCAAGAGCGAGUUCCAGAAGCGGCUGUCCGACUUCAAACUCUACGAGGCUGAGCUCACACUAUUCAGCUCACCGUUCGCCAUCAAGAUUGACAGCGUGCGCGAGGAGCUGCAGAUGGAGGUGAUUGACCUGCAGUGCAACACUGCGCUGAGGGCCAAGUAUGACAAAGUGGGUGUCCCUGAGUUCUACAAGUAUCUGUGGAGCAGCUACCCCAGGUACCGAAGCCACUGUGCCAGGAUCCUGUCCAUGUUCGGCAGCACCUACAUCUGUGAACAGCUCUUCUCCAUCAUGAAGCUGAGCCAAACCAAGGAUGGCUCUCAGCUGCAGGACUCACAGUGGGACUCUGCGCUUCAUGGUGCCACCUAGGAAGGAAGCGUCCACUGCGCCCAGCCUUGGGGUCCACUGGCCUGGUGAAGGCCCACUGAGGACAACGGGUUAGAUCAUAUAUUGGAGUGUCCUCUUUUCCCAUUUUGAAUUGGAAGUCUAGUUUGCAGGAUCACACCCACUGGCAUGGUAUUUUAUGCUUCACUGUAGUUCAGUAAAACUGAAGAAAGCUGG